CACAGAUGUUCAGAAGAGCGUUGACUGAAUGCGGGGCGUUGUGCUUCGCCUGAUAGAAGCUGGCUUGAUGCUUUGUGUGGUGAGCGUCAUUGUGUCUGCAUUUGUUUACCUCACUAGUGCACAGUUUUCGGGGCAGUCAUGACAUUAAAUAAAUGCCGGAUACUUCAGGAAUGAUAUUAUGAAUGAUCGAGCGGACCUGGAUAUAUCGACUGCUUGGGAUUUAUGUUUCUUACGGUCUCAGCUUUGGAAUGUUAAAUGGCGCUUGUGGGAUCUCGGGCUUCUCAGCAAAUGAGAGCUUUUCAAACAGUCAAUUCGACAUCUCAGCAUGCUAUUUUAGCAGCUGCUCAACCAUAUUAUCAUCCAACAGUAAAUUCCCAAGAUGCGAAACCCGACAGGCCUAUAGGCUAUGGAGCAUUCGGAGUGGUUUGGUCGGUUACGGAUCCUCGUGAUGGCAAGUUGGUUGCUUUGAAGAAAAUGCCCAAUGUCUUCCAAAAUUUGGUCUCAAGCAAAAGAGUCUACCGGGAGAUAAAGAUGCUAUGUUUCUUCAAGCAUGAAAAUGUUUUGUCAGCUCUUGAUCUUCUACAGCCACCUAGUAUUGACUUUUUUCAAGAAAUCUAUGUGAUCACUGAACUGAUGCAGAGUGAUUUGCAUAAAAUCAUUGUUUCUCCUCAGCCACUAAGUGCAGACCAUAUCAAAGUUUUUUUAUAUCAGAUUUUAAGAGGUUUAAAGUAUCUUCAUUCAUCAAACAUACUGCAUAGAGAUAUCAAACCUGGAAACCUCCUAGUAAAUAGUAAUUGUGUAUUAAAGAUUUGUGACUUUGGUCUUGCGCGAGUUGCUGAAGAGAAUCGCAAUAGGAGCAUGACGUUAGAAGUUGUGACCCAGUAUUAUCGAGCUCCAGAGCUUUUAAUGGGAGCUCGGCAUUACAGUUCUGCAGUAGACAUGUGGUCAGUAGGAUGUAUAUUUGCUGAAUUACUUGGACGUCGAAUAUUAUUUCAAGCUCAAUCACCUAUUCAGCAGCUGGAGCUUAUAACGGAUCUCUUGGGAACACCAUCUAUAGAUGACAUGAAGUAUGCGUGCAAAGGUGCUAAAACUCACAUCCUUAAAAAGGCUCACAAACUGCCAACACUUUCCAAACUUUAUGUCUUGUCAUCCCACUCGAAUUCUGAAGCUGUGCAUCUUCUUAGUCAAAUGUUAAUGUUCAAUGCAGACUUAAGGAUCUCUUGUGAAAAGGCAUUGGCUCAUCCAUAUCUUGAUGAAGGAAGGUUGCGAUAUCAUUCCUGUAUGUGCACAUGUUGCUACACCACGCAAGCAGGUCGUCAUUAUACUGAUGAUUUUGAGCCUGUUGCCAAUGAGCCUUUUGAUGACUCAUUUGAAAAAAAUUUGCAGUCAGUUUAUCAUGUUAAAGAAAAACUUCAUUCUUUUAUAUCAGAACACUGUCAAAGAGCAUCACGUGUUCCUCUGUGCAUUAAUCCACAAUCUGCAGCAUUUACAAGCUUUACUAGCUCAACUGUUGCUCAUCCAUCAGAAUUACCGCCAUCUCCUCAUCAGUGGGAAUAAUGCAUGGACUAGCCAAAUAAGAUUUCAUUCUGUGAUGCAGAGUACCCAGUACUUCCCUCCUGGUUACUCGCAAGCAUAUUGUGUUCAUUAGUUAUUUUCCAUAUAUUUUUUUUAAUUUUGAAUGUUAAUUUAUUCCAUACAAUGUUUGUGAAACAAGUAAAUAGUAAUCAAUAAAUCUGAGCUAACAGAUUAUUGUAACUUUUUUAUAAAGUACAAUCAUUUUAUUUUGUAACUCAUGCUACAUAGGAAGAUGAGCAUGCAUGAUACGUCUUUCCGUUAUAUUUUAAAAGUAUCAAGAGUAAUGAGAAUGAAACAUAAAAUACAUUACAUCAUUAUUUGUUAUUUUGCUAGUGAAAUUUAUGUAUUUUAUGAUUGUUAUAACAUUAAGUUAAUUGCCAUUUUUUAAUUCACCCCCCCCCCUUUCCCAACCUGGAUUUAUUAGAAUAUUUCCACAAUUAAGCAUCAUUAGAAUUAUAUUUUCCAUGUUUCAUUCACAUUACUAGUAUUGUUGUAGUUAUUGGUGAAAUUUCUUAGAUUUUUCAGCAGGUUGAAAUGAGGCUAGCUUAAAAAUCAGCUUUAAAAAAAAAAAAAGUAGUUUCUUUUGUUUGUUUUUUAAGAUGAAAGCUAUAUUUUGCUAUUCAACGUGAAGAUUAUUUUGUUGUAAACCUUACCCAACCUAUGUUUUGAGCACUGCAUACAAGUUUCUUUCAAAGAUUAAUGGAAAUUUUUAUUUAGUCUGAUAUUCACUAUCCAAAAUUCAUUUGACUUGAAGCAGACUUUAUAAAGAAGAUUCAAGUCUUUGAACUUGAUUAUCAUCUCUGUUAAGAGACAUCUUUAUGAGUAAUUUUAGUGAAUUUGUUGCCGAAUUCAUGUUAAGUAUUCCGUUAUGCUGUAGAGCACAGAAUAUGGGGUGUAAAAUUUACAAGGGGUGACAAAAUCCCAAAAUCGCAAAAAAAAAAUGAUAAGUUUGCACUACUACCCUUCACUUGCCCACAACGGUAUUAGUUUCUUUUUGCAGUACUGUGGUUUUUUGAAACUAUUUUUAAUAACUAUAGCUCUCACAUACUGUCAAAAUGUUCAGUCAUCAUCAUGGCUGAAAUUUAUUUGACAUUAUAAUUCAAAAUGAACCUUUUAAUGUAAUUGCAUCUUAGCUAAAAAUAUAAAAUAUUUAUUACUUAUGUUUUGGCACUUGUUAUCUAAUUUUUUACAUUAGAUUUUUUAAAAAAUGAUUUUUGAGCUGACUUUUUCCUUCUACAUUUAUGUUGAUUUUUUGACGAUAGUGAAAAUAAAUGUCUAAGGAAAUUUUCUCUGAAAGUUUUAGAAUUGUUUUAAAAUGAGCCUUAUUCAUGUUAGUACACUGUAUUUGGUUAGUGAAAACUUAGUAAUUUCAUUAACAUGUUAAUGUAAUAAUCUUUGAGAUACAUCAAAUUGUUUUUAAUUGUACAUGACGUGUCAGAAUUUUAAAUGAUCAAAAAAAAAAAUAAUAAUAAUAUUUUUAUACAUUUCUUGUAAAUUACUAAAUUGUAAAAAAAAAUUAUAAGAUGUGUAGAUAUAAACUUACUGCUUUUGAUUUUGCUUCCCCCAAAUUUUACGAUAGACUUUGUGGCUCUGUCUAGCCGCAAAACAAUUAUCAAUCUUGUAGUUUAUGUUUAUAAAACUUGAUUAUGUAGUUAUAUUCAUUGUAUACAUUAAUUUUAAAAAAUGAAUAAAGAAUCCAAAACCUUUAUAAAAUUAAUCAUUCAACUGGAACUUACUCUUUAGCAUGUUUUGGAUAAACAGAAAAAUGAUCGUUAAUAUUUGUCUUCAAAACUAUACAGCUGUUCAAAUUUAUAUAAUUAAUUUUACUAUGUAUUUUUAGAUUAUAGCUGAAAGAACUCAUGAUUUGUAUGGAAAAUAAAUAAUACAAUAUUGGAAUUACGUACAUUGUCUAUCGUGCCUUUUUAUGUUGGGUGUUGAAAUUUGUAUUUUGUUUAUAAAAAGGAACAUUUGAGGCUUUAAAAGUUGUUUUAUCCAGUGAAUACUGGUAACUAUUAGAUUUUUGUAUGCUAAUACAUUAGCAUUAUUUUAUAUCAAGUGCAUGUAUUGCAUGUUACUAAAUGUGAUAAUCCUUAUUUUGUUGAAUUGUUUGUGCCUUGUUCAACUCUGCAUAAAUGUUACUUUUUAAAACAUUAUUUAAAUUUUCUUAGAAAUCAAGUUGGUUAUUUAAUUAGUUCUGGGCAUUAAUAAAUGUUGCUUUUCUACAAUAAUUAACACUUAUGAGUGCAAAAAAAAAAAAAAGAUAUCUAAUGAUUCUUUUCUUUUAAUUUUACAAAUAAAAGGCCAGUAUAUCGGCUGUUGUGAACAAAAUUCCUUCCAUUAUAUAAUUUUCACUCAAGCAUUCAUUUGAGAUGAAAUUAUUUGCCUUAAUCAUAACACACCUUUUGAAGCGUUUGAUUGCACUGUACUUUAGAAUGUUUUGAUCUAGAAAACUUUCUUGAAAAAGAAUAAGGUAACUAUUUGCUACUCUCUGUAAAUAUUUUAAUCCCUCACCCCCAUUAUCCUCGGCCUUUACAUUCAGAAAGAUAAAGCCUUUACUGUAAGAUUAAAUUGACAAUCAUUUAGAACUAAAUUCAUGUUGCAUAAAAUCAGUUGCUAUUACAAAAUUAAGCAUCUAGGACUGAAUCCUGUCAUGUAUAUUGUACAUAUCAUGCAUUCAUGUGAACUCUUAAUUCUGAAAUAACUUUUGAAAGCAAGUUUGUUUGAUUUCAGAAAUUCAGUUAACCUCAUGGGAUAACAACAUGAAUUGACUUAGAAUAUAUGUAUUACCAUACUUCUUGUAAGAAAACAUUGAAUUGUAAACUGAAGAAUACUUAUCAAUAUUUCUGUAGAGGUAUAAAGUUAUGCAUAAAUUUCAUAGUUGAUUUCAUAACCAAUGAGCAGUAUUAAAAAAAAAUUAUUAAAAGUGAAUUUUGUUUGUAUACUUACCCUGUGAAAAAAUUAAUCCAAAUUACAAGUUUAAAAUAUGCAUGAGCCACGAACGAUAAGUAAAUUUAUGAGUGGCAUGUUAUUGUAAAAAUAUAAAUUCCUCAGGGUUGCCAACCUUGGUGAAACAAUUUGAGGAGCGUUUGUGGUGACUUUGAGGAGUAUUUUGCGAAGUAGCUCGGUAUUUAGCAUAAAAUUUAAUUAAAAAAAACUGAAACCAACUAUCAAAAAUAGUUCUUGAACUUUGAUAAUCAUUUUAAGCACUAGCAUGAAAACAGCAUCUAAAUCUACAUUAAGCGAUGUAUAAACAGCUGCAAACACCCGGCCCCGGGGGGGGGGGGAUAACUUUUUUUUUGCGGAGCUGGGGAGUAUUGCUAUUUUUGCAGAGCACCUCCGCAAGAUGCGGAGCAGUUGGCAGCCCUGAUUCCUGAAGACAUUUACGUUAAAACAGUAAGUAAAUGAAAUACUAAGUCAUUACAGGCAAGUUACUUGGGUUAACAGAUGCACAAUAAGUUAAUACAUUUUAUAAAGUUGUUUAAAUGUUCACUGCCACAGAGCCAAGGAACCCUUUGUAUAUACUGUUAAAAAGAUGAAAUGUAAAUAUGUUUAUAUUCCAAUAUGCAGGGAUAAAAAUGUACUGAGGUACAAAACUUGCUAUAUUAUUUAUGCCUAAUAAUAUAUGUGAUAAAUACCAUUCUUGCAAACACGUAAAAGUAAACUUGAACACAGCUUUACAUAAUAGGAAUUCUUUAUGCUCAGUCUAUUUUAAUGUAAAGUGUGUUUGAGUAUAUUGCUAAGGAAAACUACAUUCUUCAAUAUUUUAAUGAAAACACUUGGUCGCUAAUUGUUCCUUUUUUUAUUUAUUUAAUCUAUUGUGUGCUGUCUUGUUAGUCUCUUAUUUAAAUGAUUUCAUUUUGUUGUAGUUUUCCUUGGUAUGCUUGCCACUGGUUAUGAAUUUUGUGGCACAU
Molecule: messenger RNA, 5486 nt
Organism: Uloborus diversus
Lineage: Eukaryota; Metazoa; Arthropoda; Arachnida; Araneae; Uloboridae
Product: serine/threonine-protein kinase NLK-like
Exons: 10
Coding region: 256-1557 (433 amino acids)
Biological process (GO): intracellular signal transduction; protein phosphorylation
Cellular component (GO): cytoplasm; nucleus
Molecular function (GO): ATP binding; MAP kinase activity
Source: RefSeq, a predicted model, not a curated record